UCCACCGUCCCAUGAUGCAGCGCGGGGGCGGCGGCAGCGGCAGCGGCAGCGGCGACAGCGACGGUGGCGGCCGCCAUGUUGUGGUAGUUUGUUGUUCUCCUGCGGUUGCUGCGCACGGAGAGGCCGCGGGAGGGGAAGCGGCCGCGCCGUGAAUCCGGGCCCUCCCCCGGCCCCCUCUCCCCGUCGGCCCUGAGGAGGACGCGAGGGCGCCGCCGGGAGCCUCUGUCGCCUGGGCAGGACGAGGAGCCAUGGCUGCCGCCCUGGGAGGAGGAGCAGAUGACGACUUUGAUCAGUUUGAUAAGCCUGGUGCGGAAAGGUCUUGGAGAAGAAGAGCUGGAGAUGACGACUGGGACAGUGAACUUGACGACGACUUGCUCGGAGAGGAUUUGCUAACCGGCAAAAAGAAUCAGUCAGACUUAUCUGAUGAAGAACUGAAUGAUGAUCUUCUGCAAAGUGACAAUGAAGAGGAACCAGAUUUUGGUUCUCAAGGUGUCACAGUUAGCCUCAACGCCACAUCAGGCAUGCUUACAUCCUACGAACUUUCUGAGACCAUCAACGAUCACUCCAUCGAACAUGAGUCUGAAUAUGACCAAGGGGAAGAUGAAAUAGUUUAUGGCAAAUCAGAAGCACCUGAAGUGUAUGCUUCAGAGUAUGCGGAGGAGGGACACUAUGAAGGCAACGAUCCUGAACUGACAGAAGACCAAAUAGAAUAUGGGGAAGAGCCUGGAGAAGAUGAUGAAGUGCUAGACCUUGAAAUCAAUGAACCUCUAGAUGAAUUUCCAGAUGAAGAUUACAUGCAGUCAUAUAAUGAGCAAGCAAUGGAAGAACAAGAAGAAUAUCCAGCUGAUGAGGAACUGGAAGAUUCACAGACCAUGACAAAUGAAUCAGAAGAGGCAGCUAUUGAAUCUCUGGAGCUUCAGGAAGAAACAAAAGAAGAAUCUGAUGAAGAGGAGGAUGACGAUGAAGAGUCUGGACGACUGCGCUUCAAAACUGAGCGGAAAGAAGGAACGAUAAUUAGGCUAUCGGAUGUGACAAGAGAAAGGAGAAACAUUCCAGAAACUUUGGAACUCUCUGCAGAAGCCAAAGCGGCAUUACUUGAAUUCGAAGAAAGAGAAAGGCAGCUUAAGCAGGGGCGGUAUGGCUCGAGGAGAGGAGGGCGAAGAGGAGGCUCAGUGAUGUGCCACGGGAUGGGCGAACAAAGGCGAGACAACAACGAGAGGGGACGAAUGAAGGAUCACAGGCCUGCGCUGCUGCCCAACCAGCCGGCCACAAUGACUCAUUCACAGAGGUUAAUUCCACCACACCAGCAACCUGUUAGGAGUCUGUUCCAGCAGCAGCAACAGCAGCAGCAGCAGCAACAGCAGCAACAACAACAGCAACAACAGCAGCAGCAGCAGCAGCAACAGUUACAAUCUCUGCUUCCUUUACAGCAUCAGCAUCAUUCUUCCCCUCCUCCAGGGCUACAUAUGCCCCCUCAGAUAGAAACCCCUAGAAUAAUGAUGACUCCACCGCCAGUGACACCUCAGCAACCGAAGAACAUACACAUAAACCCACAUUUCAAGGGGACAGUAGUGACGCCUGUACAAGUGCCCUUGCUGCCAGUUCCAGCCCAGCCAAGACCUGCUGUAGGACCCCAGAGAUUUCCCGGCCCUCCAGACUUUCAGCAGCAUACUCCUGGACCUGUUCCUACCAACUUCUCCCAAGCCCCGAGGCUGCCCAUCCAGGACCAGUGGAGAGGCCCACCGCCACCUCCGCCACCACUCCCUCCUCCACCUCCUCAGGAAAGAGACCCUUUCUUCUUAGGAGAUCCCCGGUUUUCCAGCCAUCACCUGUUUGAGCAGCGGAGCCCCCCGCCGCCACCGCCCCCGCCGCUCCUCAACAGCGCCCACCCUGUGCCUACGCAGAGCCCCAUGCCGUUCAGCCAGCCCGGGCCGGCGUUUAACCAGCAAGGGCAGCAGCCCGUCUUCCCCAGGGAGAGGCCGGUGCGGCCCAACAUCCAGCCUCAGGGUCCCGUGGGAAUCCUGCACUUCAACCAGCCGGGCUCGGCAAAUCCGCGGCCCUUCAUGCCGCCCAGGCAGCAGUUCCUGCAGGCGCCGGCGCAGCCCUUCCUGGCCACGCACACGCAGCCCAACAUGCAGGGUCCCUUGCAUCCUCCGCUGCAGCCCCAGCCGCAGCCGCAGCCCCAGCAGCACCAUCACCAGCAGCAGCAGCAGCACCAUCACCAGCAGCAGCCGCAGCAGCACCAUCACCACCUGCAGGGCCCCCCGCAGCCCUUGAUGCCCAUGAACCAGCCCCAGUUCCGGCCCCACAUGCCGGCCGCCCAGCAGCAGCCCAAUAACAACCGGAUGCAGUGCCAGCAGCGACAGGGGCCCAUGAAGCCCAGGCAUAACACACCCUCCCAGAAUAUUGUCAAGCGUUCAAAUCAGCAGCUACAAACAACUGCUCCAAGAAACAGCAACUUACGUGAGUUGCCAAUAGCACCGUCACACGCGAUGGAAGUGAGCAACAACAGGCGAACUUCUACUCCAGCUGCUCAGGUCAAACCCAUUACCAGCACCAUGUCUGCCCCCAAGGCUGUAGCUGGUGCUGGAAACUUGCAGGGAAGGCCUGAGAUGAAAGCUAAAGCAAUCACACCAGUGGGCCAAGCAAAAUCAGAAGUAAAAUCUGAACCAGAGUAUCCCGAUGAAGAUGAAGAAACUAGAUUAUAUCGUUUGAAGAUAGAGGAGCAGAAGCGUCUGAGAGAAGAAAUCCUGAAGCAAAAGGAGCUGCGGCGGCAGCAGCAGGCUGGCGCUAGGAAGAGAGAACUGCUGGAGAGGCUUGCGCAGCAGCAGCAGCAGCAGCAGCCUGCCACGCAGCCGUCCUACAUGCAGCAGGAAGAGGAGCCCUGCGAGUUCCCCACCAACGGCAGCCCUUACAUACCCCACUCGGGCUUACAGGCCAGGCCAAAUGUCAAAAACAGACUCCUUGUUAAAAAGCAAGAUAUGGUAGUUCCACACAUGCAGCCCAAACCCACAGAUUUCCCACAGGUCGGGGCUAAUAUGCAGUACCAAGGACACCAAAUGAAACCGGUGAAGCAGCUGAGGCAGACCAGAACGAUACCCCCGAGUCAGCCUCAGGCGUCGCCGAAGGUCUUGCAGCCGAAACCCGCGGUGGCGGCACUGCCUGCGGUGCAGCCUGCUAGAGUAGCUUCGGUACAAGCCCGGCCCCAGGAGCUGAAACCCGGCGUGAAAAGGACUGUCAUGCAGCGCGCAAACAGCGCUAGCGGAGACGGGCCCCAUGUCGGCAGCAAAGUCAGGGUGAUUAAGUUGUCAGGAGGGGUCAUUAUGCAUGGGAGAGGCAGAGGAGUAGCAGGCCAGAUGGGCCGAGGACGCUUGAUGCCAAAUAAACAGAACCUGCGAGUGGUGGAGUGCAAACCUCAGCCCUGUAUUGUGUCAGUUGAAGGGCUUUCUUCAUCAACUACUGAUGUCCAACUGAAAAACCUGCUGAUGUCAGUGGGACCCAUUCAGAGUUUACAGAUGCUUCCUCAACAACGGAAAGCCAUAGCAAAAUUCAAGGAGCCAGCACACGCUUUAGCAUUUCAACAGAAAUUCCACAGGCACAUGAUAGAUCUGUCCCACAUAAACGUGGCGCUGAUAGUUGAGUGAUGUCUGCUGAGAGAGGUCCUUACACUAAUAGGAGCGUACUGUGGCGUUAAACGAGACGCGGUGGCGAGACCAUCGGGUUCUGAAACCUUUCAGCUUGCAGUCUUUAAUUGCUAUGUUGAACUACAGAAAGCAACAAGGUGUCCUCAAGGAGAGCUGAACUUGAGAGGAUCUGCAAAGGUGGAAUUUCUGUUCCGUUUGUUCACGUUCUGUUGUAACCACAUGGAACUGCAGAUUUUUUUCAAAGUGCUUACAAUGCAUGUAGACACUGAUCUUCAAGAUACUACUGUGUGACCACAGUGACUUGAGAGAGAACGUUUACAUCGAAAGAUUUAAAAACUUUCUUCAUAGCAAAGAAUAUUUGAUAAUGGUUGCUCUUAUCUUCAGUGUGAGGUAUUUAAAUGAAAACUCACCUUUUCUAAACAAAACACCUUAUUAUGUUGUAUAUCUGAGAGUAUAGAAGGUAUCCUUACAUAGAUUUAAACAUGGUCUACUUCACUGAAUAACAGUAUGCUGAGAAGCUUUGGAGGUGACACUGGAAAACUGUAGUUUCUAUAUCUGUAAAUAUGCUAAGUCUGUCUUUGCAUUUUCUGUUCCAACACAGACUUCCAUCUUCUCCUUCCAACUCCACUUAUUCCAUAAAACACUGUGUAGGAAUAACAUUGCUGUAUUUUCCCUUGGUUUUUAAAAACAAGGAUCUUUGCCCUCCAGUAGCAUCAUGGGGUAGUUAACUCCAAGUUGUAACUAAGUUGUUUUAAAUGGCAUUGCCAGAUAUAAGGAAAAAGAAAUAUUUAGUGGCUCACUUUAAAAAUGUUACACAGGAAGAGUGGUGCAUUCCUAAUAGUUCUUUGGGGCUAGUGUUUCAUAAUUGCCAUAUGCUUUAUUUUGAUUAGCUCUUUUUCUUUGAGAUUUAUUUUGUGACUAAUGCUGCACCAUAAGAAACCCGUAACUGCAAGGAUUUGGUUUGAUAUGUUGUUCCCGAUAAAAACAGGACUAUAAGAACUUUGUGAAUCUGCUGAUGAAAGUGGCAGUUCCAAAAAUUAUGUGCAAACUUUAAGGAGAUUAUAUUUUAUUCAAAGCAAAAUCCGUAGUAUUUCCUUUUGGUUAGAACCAUUUAGAUGGUAUUGCCAAAGGAACAACUUUUUUCAGUUAUUUUUGAAUAAACUCAUUAAACUGUCAUCUUUAUAUUGGAUUGCAGUUUUUAUGAACAUUUCCAUAGUUUUUAGACUGUGGGCUUUUGCUUGAUCCUUAUUUUAGGAAUACUCUUAAGCCCUCCACCUGCUAUUUGAAUGGAGGAACUUGCAGAAACUUUGUGGGCUUGUUACCUGAGUAACCACAGAAUAGCACUAUUGGUAUGUAAUGAAACAGCUGUGAGUGGGGUUGAAAAUAGGUGUGCUAAGCGUAGAAGGACGGACUAAGCAAGUUCAUCGUAGCAUAGAUCUCUUUUUUGCAAAGAUCUGACGGUGACCAAGUCACAAAACCGGCCUAAUUGGCUUUUCUACAGUUUUGGUAAAGAUGUUCAAUUAAGUAGAAGUUAUUAAAAUUGAUGAUUGAGUAAUAAAAACUGUCAAAAGUCUUCUAGAGAAAACUGCUUUUUCACUGAAAUAAUACAGAAUAAUUUGGUACUUUGAAACUGCUACACUGUCAAAAAGAAAUUUUUUAAGAGUUUUUAUAAGCCCAUUUACAACUUAGCAAAGGGACAGAGUGACAUCAUGAGAAUUUUCACGUGGAAGUGAGUUUUAUAUCUGUCUGCCUAGUUCCACAUUUAUGCAUAAUACUUAAUAUUCUUCAGCACGAUUACUGCGUCCUGUUCAGGUUAGCCCUAAGCCCAGGGUAGCAAAGGAGCCGCAGGUAGGGAAUGCCUGGUGGAAGCCGACCCUGAUGACUUAACACGAGGUGACCCCAGCGACUGGUGCUGCCAAGUGCGGUUUAAUUCCUCACGUCCAGGAGCACCAGACCCCUGUGCUUCCUCCUCAGGUUCUGUAAUUUUUUUUUUUUUUUUAAUAAAUGCUUGUAUUUAAAAACGAGUCAUUAAACAGUUAUUCAUCCCACUGCAAUAGCACAGCUUCUCUCAAUGAGAAGGAUGGGAAAAUGUCUAGGAACGGAGCGGUAAUAGUGUGUCUGGAAAUCUGCGCUAGCGGCAACUGCCAAAACAGGCCAGCAGCUGAGCUGAGCAGUAGGAACAUCUGCAGUUGAUCAGCUGUCCUGUCAUACGCAAACGUUACUGGGGUUAGAAGAUUUCUUGGAGCCUAAGAAUAUGGGUUUGAUUCAAAAGUCAAAGAAGUUUGUAGAAACGCUCCUGCUUUGGGUUUUGAAUCCAUCCCAAAGAGACUGAAGUUCGGCCAACUUAAACAAGUUUUAAAAAUUUUUAUUCAGUUGCUUUUUAACAAAAAAAAAAUUUUGAGAAAAAUGGGUGGCUUUGGAAACAAAGACAUGAAAUAGCCUCGGAUCUAUUUAAAAAUAGGAGAUGAUGUAAGCAAUGUCUGUUUAAUGACUAGAUGGAUCCUCUUUAAAAGCAGUUGCAGUAGAUUUUUGCUUGUGCAUAGCUAGAGUACAGGCAGACUUGCUUGCUGUGGUUUUUAGCUGCUUUUUGCAGUAGCUGGAUAUCAUAAUAUACGUAAACAUACUAUAUGUAUGUAUGUGUAUAUGCAUUUUAUUAUACACAUACAUACAUACAUACAGCCUGUAUUAUUACCAUAUCUUUAUAAUACCUUAAGGUUCGGUAGCAAAAGUAGCAAUUAGGUGAGUCACUUGUUAAAGUGUUUGUUAAGCGUCUUGUUAGUUCUCAAAUCCUAACUUAAAACUGGAUCUGUUGGCAAUGCCCAAUUUGAAUGGUAACCUAACUUUUAGUUCCAUUUGUUGUGUCUCCUCCCAAAAAUCCCAGAGGAAGUAGAGGUAAAGGUAGACGGAUGUGUUAUUUCCAUGUUCUCUUUCAGCACAUAGUUAAAUCUGAACAUCUUAAGUUAACUUUCUUGGAAGAUCUGUUGCAACCAUUAUCUUGUUCUUUCUUUAUCAUGCAUUCAAAAUACAAUGCAAAAUACAAAAAAAUUUAAUGUAGUAUGUAAAUAUUGAACUUUUAAAAUUAAAAUGUUAUUCAAAGUGCUUACAGUCAACCACAUCUUAGCUAUUUGUUAGUUUUUUUGUGUUGUCUUAUCUAAGUUUAGUGGAUACAGUUCCAUAAAUGUUGAUGUGUUUUUUGUGUAUAUCUUCAAAUUUUUAUAAAGAUGCUAGUAAGUCAAUACAUAUAUCCUGAUCUGUGUAUUAUUUGUUCACAAUUUUUAUUAGCAUAAUUUUAUAAUGAUUCUAUUAGGUGACUCCAGUAGGUGACUAUAUGGAGCCAGCUUUUUUUUUUUUUGAAUUAUUUUGUUUAUAUCUUGUAGCACUGGAGAAUUCACUUUAUAACUAUUCGUAUCUUGCCUUGACUAAAAGAUUGGUUUGGCCAUAUGAUCUGUGGUGUUUUAGUAGAAUGUUUUACAUUUUUAAAAAAGCUCUGUCCUUUAACUUUUAAGGGGAUAUACAGUGCACUGUCAGACCAAGGUAUGGGGCUUUAGGUUUGUUUGAUUUUGUUGUACCAGCACAGAUAGGUCUGCCUUGUAAUAUUGUUCUCAAAAGUUUGGGAUAUUUUUGUUUUACCCAUCAUUCAAGUCGGUCGCGUUAACACUUUAUUUCAUCAGAAUGUUAGCAAUUGAUGUGGCACAUAUUGUAUGAUGAAACAAUCUGCAGUAUUGGAAAAGCUCAGUAAAAUUGUCGCUAGGUAAAAGGACACAUCUGUAGCAUCUUCAUAGCUGAAGGAGCUGCUGUGCAGAUAUAUUUCUAUAAAGUAGUGGUAGAGAAUAAACGUAGACAGGCCCAUGCAUCUCCCAUAUGAUUUCACAAGAGGAGAGUGAAUCCUGACACCCCCUUUGCAAAAUAUCUUCAGAUAUGUAGCUCAUUCCCCAGUUUAAUUCUGAAAAUUCACUUUAGAAUUCCAAAUUUUGGUUAAAAGUCCUUCUAGCCCUGAAAAUACCAAAUGCACUGGGCAUUUGAAUCCUUUCACCUUAGGUUUCCACUGCAAGGAUUUAGCUGAGAGAUUUUUUACAAAACUGUAGGUUCUUUCAGAGUGCCUGGGCCUUGGGGGUCCUCCCAGGUUUUUCUUAACGUAGUCUAACGACUCGGAAUGAGAAAGAGCCUUUUACUUGGUACUGGAUUUUCUCCUAGUUUUAAAAUAGUGUUUUCUAUCUGUUGAGCUUUAAACUGUGCAGUGUCCAAGAAGCUGCUGUAUGCCCUUUUCUAUAGAAACUGUGUGUAUGUAUGUGUGCGUGGCUGUGUUGCCCUCCUAGAGGCUGGGUGGGAGGGAGGGUGCGGGUUUUCAUUUUUGUGGGGUUUUUGCCUGUUUGUCUUACUCUGGAGAUCUCCUGGGUUUGUUCUGGCACAGUAUUGUGGUGUUUGUCCUUCCCAUAGCCUUGCGCUUGCAUGGGCGGCGAUAUUCAAAGGUGAAACUGGCUUUUCGUGUUCGCUGUCAAAAAGGCAUUUUUUUGGGUCAUAUCGGCACCAACCUUUUUUUAAAUUAUUUUUGGUGCUUUUUACUUUUUAUUUUUUUUAGCAGCACAUGGGAUGAGAAAUAAAUGUGGAGGAAACAUACUGAACAGACUGCAGAAAGUUAGCUAGAUUAUAAAGGAUAUAGAUCAUUUGGGGUAACAUAGGGCUUUUGUUUCAAUGUUACCUUAAAUCUUGCCUUAAAUACUAAGUAUUUCAUAAGCAUUAAUACUAGAAUUAUUUUCUCUUAAAUUAAAUCCUAAGGAUUUUCUGUAAGGUUUUUUGUAACCUGAUUUCUAAUCAUGAAGAUAACUUAUUAUCCACAUGAGCACAGGGCCUUGUGUACAAAAACACUGAUUCAUAUUGAAUCCCUACGUAUACCAUCUUCUGGUAUAAUAUGGUUGGGAAGGAUCAUUUUGUUCCUUUUAACACUGCUUUUUGCAGGGUUUUUUGGGGUUUUUUAAGUCUCCAUUUUCUUUUUCGGUGCUUAUUUUGCUGGAAAGUAUGGUCCCUACUGCACUAUAUAAACGCUCAAGGGGAAAGUUAAUCUCACUGGGUCUUUUAGGUGCUUGUGUUGCUUUCUCACUUCUUGGUUGGACGCACUUAUUUUUCUAACUAACUGGAAAUGGGCCUUGUAUAUACUCAGUUUUUCGACAGGUUACAUUCCUUUUUUUAAUGUAACAGCACUCAGGUUAACUGAUUUUUACCAGGUGAAUCGUUUUAAGCAUUAUUACAGAUUAAGCAUAUUUUUGUAAAGGAACUGAUGUACAGUUAAAUGUAGCUGUAUUGCAAUGCUGUGUUUGUUUAUUUGGAAGAUCACAAUUUAAGCAAAGCACUGCUGUAUUAAUGUUACGUUCAUUCAGUGGUUCAGGAUUUCUUUGUGUACAUCUAAUGGUUCUGAAUGUGCAAUUCAUUUUUUCCUGCUGUCUGUCAGGCUGCCUUCGAAACCUUGUAGUUUUGUUUCCGUUUAUAUAAUAACAAGAGUUUUUUUCAGGAUUUCUUUUUCAGGCGAUGAAACUUCUUUCAGCAGUUGUUAAGUCCCAAUUAAUACACGUUUUCCACUUACAGAUACAGCAAAGAUAAGAUGCUAACUCUAAUUUAUUCACAGCUGGUCUUCUGCAUGCAGGUUUUUAUUGGUACAAAGUACCCCUAGAACAAGUCAACUGUCUUUUUGUUUUCUCCCUCUUGUGGUGGCCUUUUUUCUCUAUGCUUUUCUCUAUGCUUUACCACAUUUCCAUCUCAUUUGCCCCCAUUUUUUUCAUUCCUGCAAGGAUAUUUGUAUCCUUGCUGUGUUCUUGCACUUUUGACUCUAUAUUCGUCUCUCCACACAUUUUCCUGUCUGAGUCCCUAGCACGACCCUUUUGCUGUAGUUUCUGUUCUGUUUUCACUGCUAGCUGUUUUGAGGAUAUCUGAAGCCUAGAUUCCAUACCAGAAGUAUAUUAUACUGUAUUUUUCCUUGCAGAUUUUGUUGUAGUGUAUAAAGUUGAGGUCACUUUUACAGGUAUCACACCGUAGGAGAGGCUGCACUUCCCAAAGCCCUGGAGAAACACCACUUAACCAUUUUGCUUUGCAGUUUUAUCCAUGCUGGAGAGUUACAGCAUUUUCCAUAUAUGCUCUAGCAUUUGUGGCAAGCCAGGAGAAACAGGAUUAACAAAUGUUUUUUCCUCUUUACUUUUUCAGGAGUUCUGUUCUUGAAUUCAGUGAUAGUAGUAGCACUUUUUUUAUUGCCACUUAGAAAUACGAGCACUGUCAACACAAUUCUACCUCUAUUACUAUUACUGAAUGUGAUCCUUCCUAACCUGUAAAGUCUUAAACGCUGUAUAUAUUUGGGUAUUUUGAGAAUCACUUAAAGUGUGUUGCUCUAAUCUGGAUUACAGAGUUUGUUUGCUAGCAGUUCAGAAUAUAAAUUCAAGAGCCGACUGUAUCAUACUGACUCCACUGGCGGUUCAUCUGCCUCAUGUUGUCUACAGCGUCCUCUGCACAAGUUGUUUACCUCUUAUUUCUCAAGUGUAAUGCUUUUCCAAACACUUCCACUUGCAUAAGAGAUCUUUCUGUAGUACCUAUUUAAGUGAAUGUUAAAAUGGAAACACAAAAAAUAAUCUCAUGUACAAGUUUUUUUUACAUGUAAUUCCAUAUUUAAAAUGUCAAUAUGUGAAUAAAUGUAUUUAUUGUAACAAAUAUGUCAAUAAAACUUUCUCUUUAUCAUG
Messenger RNA from Dromaius novaehollandiae (emu), 10363 nucleotides. It is a transcript of the gene RBM33, whose product is annotated as RNA binding motif protein 33. The coding region runs from base 249 to 3644 and encodes 1131 amino acids. Gene Ontology annotation, molecular function: RNA binding. The record is from RefSeq and is a predicted model, not a curated record. The transcript has 18 exons. NCBI's taxonomy places the organism in Eukaryota, Metazoa, Chordata, Aves, Casuariiformes, Dromaiidae.